This is a messenger RNA of Pelobates fuscus (common spadefoot toad), 4239 nucleotides long. RefSeq names its product myosin IB (gene MYO1B). Gene Ontology annotation, cellular component: vesicle; myosin complex; microvillus. Lineage: Eukaryota; Metazoa; Chordata; Amphibia; Anura; Pelobatidae. Gene Ontology annotation, biological process: actin filament organization; vesicle transport along actin filament. Gene Ontology annotation, molecular function: ATP binding; microfilament motor activity; actin filament binding. Bases 266 to 3676 code for a protein of 1136 amino acids. The transcript has 31 exons. The record is from RefSeq and is a predicted model, not a curated record.
GGACCUUUCCCUAUACCGGCCUCUCUUUAAGGCUGCUGGAUAGUGGCAGACUGGGAGGAAGUAACUAACUCUCCGGUUCAUUCACACGCUCGCCGGAUUAGGGAGCUGUUGGAUGCAGUUCAUUCCUUUUUCUUAUUUCCAGCCAUUCUUUGUGGCUGCAAUAAACUCUGUUGCUACAGUUACUCUAUCUUUGUGGACUAAUAAUUCGAAAGACUCGGGGACGUUUGGAUAGAAGGCACUGGGAGUCAUCCCUAGAAAGGGCAAAAUGUCCAAAAUGGAGGUGAAGACAUCCCUUCUAGACAACAUGAUAGGUGUUGGUGAUAUGGUACUACUAGAACCACUCAAUGAAGAGUCAUUCAUGAAUAACCUUAAAAUGCGCUUUGAUCAUGGAGAAAUAUAUACUUACAUUGGAAGCGUGGUUAUAUCUGUGAACCCAUACAAAUCACUUCCAAUUUACACACCAGACAAAGUGGAGGAAUACAGAAACCGAAAUUUCUAUGAACUCAGCCCACAUAUUUAUGCCCUCUCCGAUGAAGCCUAUCGUUCCCUUAGAGACCAGGAUAAAGAUCAGUGCAUAUUGAUCACAGGAGAAAGUGGUGCAGGCAAAACAGAGGCGAGCAAGCUUGUAAUGUCAUAUGUGGCUGCUGUCUGUGGGAAAGGAGCAGAAGUCAAUAAAGUCAAGGAACAACUUUUACAGUCAAAUCCAGUUCUUGAAGCAUUUGGCAACGCAAAAACUGUAAGAAAUGACAAUUCUUCACGAUUUGGAAAAUACAUGGACAUUGAAUUUGAUUUCAAGGGUGAUCCUCUUGGUGGAGUAAUAAGCAACUAUCUGUUGGAAAAGUCCAGAGUUGUGAAACAACCUAGAGGUGAAAGAAACUUCCAUAUUUUCUAUCAGAUGUUAUCUGGUGCAUCUGAUGACCUUCUUGAUAAACUGAAGCUUGAGCGUGAUUUCAGCAAAUAUAACUACUUGGGUUUGGAUUCUGCCAAAGUGAAUGGUGUGGACGAUGCAUCGAACUUUAGAACUGUCAGAAAUGCUAUGCAGAUUGUCGGUUUCCAAGAUGAUGAAACUCGAUCCGUGUUGGAGGUAGUUGCUGCAGUUCUGAAACUAGGAAACAUUGAGUUCAAACCAGAAUCUCGGGUCAAUGGCCUUGACGAAAGUAAAAUCAAAGAUAAAAAUGAACUGAAAGAAAUUUGUGAACUCACUGGUAUUGAUCAAACUGUUCUAGAACGGGCUUUUAGUUUCCGGACAGUGGAAGCCAAGCAAGAAAAGGUCUCCACAACCCUUAAUGUUGCUCAGGCCUACUAUGCACGUGAUGCUCUGGCUAAGAACAUGUAUAGCAGGUUGUUUUCCUGGCUUGUCCUUCGAAUAAAUGAGAGUAUAAAGGCACAAAGUAAAGUAAGGAAGAAGGUGAUGGGUGUUUUGGACAUAUAUGGCUUUGAAAUUUUUGAGGAAAACAGCUUUGAACAGUUCAUCAUCAACUACUGUAAUGAGAAGCUACAACAGAUUUUUAUUGAAUUAACUCUUAAGGAGGAACAAGAAGAAUACAUUCGAGAGGGCAUUGAGUGGACUCAUAUUGAAUACUUCAAUAAUGCUGUAAUUUGUGAUCUCAUAGAAAAUAAUCAGAAUGGAAUUCUAGCCAUGCUAGAUGAAGAAUGCCUCCGUCCUGGAACUGUUACUGAUGAUACUUUCUUGGAGAAGCUAAAUCAAAUCUGUGCCACUCAUCAGCACUUUGAGAGCAGGAUGAGCAAAUCGUCACGUUUCCUAAAUGACACGUCACUGCCACACAGCUGCUUCCGAAUUCAACAUUAUGCUGGCAAGGUGAUGUACCAAGUGGAAGGAUUUGUUGAUAAGAACAAUGACCUGCUCUAUCGUGACCUGUCGCAAGCUAUGUGGAAAGCCAACCACUCUCUCAUUAAAGACAUAUUCCCAGAGGGAAAUCCAGCCAAGAUUAAUUUAAAGAGACCACCCACUGCUGGCUCACAGUUUAAGGCUUCAGUUUCAACCUUGAUGAAGAACCUCCUGACCAAGAACCCCAAUUACAUAAGAUGCAUCAAACCUAACGACAAGAAGGCAGCCUGUAUCUUUAAUGAUGCCCUUGUAUGCCAUCAAGUUAGUUACCUUGGUCUUCUAGAGAAUGUCCGGGUCAGAAGAGCAGGAUAUGCCUUCAGACAACCAUAUGAGCCUUGCCUGGAAAGGUAUAAGAUGCUUUGCAAACAAACGUGGCCUCACUGGAAAGGACCAGCCCGAGCUGGUGUAGAAGUUCUUCUCAAUGAAUUGGAAAUACCAAAAGAAGAAUUUGCUUUUGGAAGAUCAAAAAUAUUCAUCCGUAAUCCUCGAACGCUGUUCAAGCUGGAGGAGCUGCGUAAGGAGCGUCUUGAGGAUCUUGCCACCCUCAUUCAAAAAAUCUACAGGGGAUGGAAGUGUCGCACCCGUUUUCUCCUUAUGAAGAAGAGCCAGAUUGUGGUGGCAGCCUGGGUUAGGCGAUAUUUGCAACAGAAUAAUUACAAACGCAUUAAACGGUCUACCAUUGUGGUACAAUCUUACACAAGAGGAUGGAAGGCACGAAAGAUCCUUAGAGAACUUAAAUACCAGAAGCUUUGCAAUGAAGCGGCAACCACAAUCGCAGCUUACUGGCAUGGAACACAGGCGCGAAGGGAACUGAGACGGCUGAAGGAAGAGGCUAGAAAUAAACAUGCUAUUGCUGUCAUUUGGGCUUACUGGCUUGGACUGAAGGCUCGAAGGGAAUUGAAACGCUUGAAGGAAGAGGCUAGGCGUAAGCAUGCAGUUGCAGUCAUUUGGGCUUACUGGCUUGGACUAAAGGUGCGUCGAGAGUACAGGAAGUUUUUCCGUGCUAAUGCAGGAAAGAAGAUAUAUGAAUUCACAAUUCAAAGAAUAAUACAAAAGUACUUUUUGGAGUUGAGGAAUAAAGUUCCAUCAUUAUCACCAAUAGACAACAAUUGGCCAGCGAGACCUUUCCUCUUCUUGGACACUACUCACAAGGAAAUGAAGAGGAUUUUCCAUCUGUGGAGGUGUAAAAAGUACAGGGACCAAUUCACAGAGCAAAAGAAAUUCAUUUAUGAUGAAAAACUGGAAGCCAGUGAGCUCUUCAAGGACAAGAAGUCCUUAUAUCCAGCCAGUGUUGGGCAACCAUUCCAUGGAGAUUACUUAGAAAUAAGCAAGAAUCCCAAAUAUAAGAAGCUAAGUGAAUCAAUAGAAGAAAAGAUCAUAAUUGCUGACACUGUGAAUAAGAUAAACAGAGCCAAUGGGAAGGGGGCAACAAGGAUUUUUUUGCUGACAAAGAGUAAUGCCAUUAUUGCUGACCAGAAGUCAGGCCAAAUCAAGCUGGAGGUCCCUCUGGGAGAUAUCACCAAAGUUAGCAUGAGUUCCCAAAACGAUGGCUUCUUUGCUGUUCAUCUCAAGGAGGGCUCCGCAGCAGCUUGUAAAGGAGACUUUCUAUUCAGCAGUGAUCAUCUUAUAGAAAUGGCCACCAAACUCUACCGCACAACAUUGAUGCAAACAAAGCAAAAAAUUUACAUGGAGAUUUCAGAUGAGUUCCUCGUACAAUUCAAGCAGGACAAGGUCUGUGUGAAGUUCAUCCAAGGGACCCAGAAAAAUGGCAACAUCCCCACUUGCAAACGGAAAAAUAAUCGCCUCUUGGAAGUGGCUGUGCCCUAACCGUGCCACCUGUCUUUACUUAAAGACUUGUUCGUUUUUUAACAGUGCAAUUUUUAAAGGGAGGGGUUUCAGCAUUUUUUUUGGUUUGUUUUAAUUAUUCGUCGGCUAUGGCUAUAAUGUUCCUUUUUGGCCUAAACAAUCAGACAAUCUUAUGAACAUUUUUAAGCUUUUAUAAUAUUUUACCUUCCUAAGAAGCGUUUUGUUUUUUAUCCCAUGCAGUUAUUCCCAAGUAAGAUAUUGCUAAAGCGGUUUUGUAUGAACAGUGUACCCAUACAUGAUGAAGUCAGCAGACCCCUGUAACAAAUAACAUACGCAAGCAUUAUCUACCAGAUUCUAUUUUACUGGCUCAUUGCAGUAUGUCCAAAGUAAGCUCUCCAAAGCUUGUGUUUUAAACCUCAUGUCUAUCACCCAGUGUAAAAAAUAAACAAAUAGGUGCAGUAUGCAUGAAACAAGAGGAACCCACCCAAAAGGCUGUGCUUAAUAGAACAUUGUCAAAGUGCCUAGAACAUAGUGUUCAUCAGUUCUAGAUUGCUUUCUAAAUGCCAAUAAAUAUAAGUAGAAUA